AUGUACGAGCUCAAGGAGUUCGCAUCCAAGACCCCCCGCUACGCGAUUCUCUCUCAUCGUUGGGAGAAGGUCGAGCUGACCUUUGCCGACGUCGAGGAGCGGAACCAAGCCAACAAAAAGAAAAUCCCCUGGACGACAGAGAAGACACGCGCAUGGGCAAAGGUGGAGAACGCAUGCAAGUUCGCGAAGGAGAAGGGCUUCGACUGGAUUUGGCUGGAUAUGUGCUGUAUCAACAAGGCGAGCAGCGCCGAGCUCCAAGAGGCCAUCAACUCCAUGUUCUCCUGGUACCGCGACGCCGCUCUCUGCUUGGCCUAUCUCAACGAUGUCCCAGACCUUGCAAUGGAGGAUCCGCAGCUCGCGGAGUCGCAGUUCCGGCAGAGCGAGUGGUUCACCCGCGGGUGGACGCUGCAGGAACUAGUCGCCCCCAACGCCGCCAUGGUCUUCCUCUCGAAGGACUGGGCUGUCAUUGGCCGUCGGGAUUGGCUCGCGGAUGUUAUCACAGACAUAACAAGCAUCGAUGUCGACCUCCUGUCUGGGGCGCACAAGCCAGUCGACUUCUCCCGGUGGAGUGUUGCGAAGCGCAUGUCUUGGGCUGCGAACCGGACAACAACCAGACCAGAAGACGGCGCAUACUCUCUCGCGGGCCUCUUCGGUGUCAGCAUGCCCAUCAUCUAUGGCGAGGGCGGCGAACAGGCUUUCUGGCGCCUUCAGCGCGAGAUCAUUCGGCAGUCCUCCGAUCAAAGUGUCUUUGCCUGG
Molecule: messenger RNA, 756 nt
Organism: Trametes versicolor FP-101664 SS1
Lineage: Eukaryota; Fungi; Basidiomycota; Agaricomycetes; Polyporales; Polyporaceae
Product: HET-domain-containing protein
Exons: 1
Source: RefSeq, a predicted model, not a curated record